GAUUGCACGAAAAAGAUCGGAUCGAAAACCAGAUCAAAUGGGUGCAAAACGGAUGAAGACAAGUUGCAGUCCUGGGACCUUACGAUGGUGCGUGCGUCCGCAUGGAUGGUCGGACGACUGCUAUCUCGGUGGUGUUGGAAAGCUUUCGUCGAGACGGUCGUCUGGCUAUGCUGCACGUCUUGAUCGGACCUCCGAUUACCUUUCUAUACAUAUAUUUUUCCGGUCAUCUCCCCAGCCGUCCGCCACCGCCGGAAAUCAUCGUCGCGCCAGAAGACAGCUGAGCCCAACCAUGCACAACCGCACGCACUCGCGCAUAGCCAGGCCCCACCAGCGACGACCAGCGAUGACGCCUGUUCACCCCCGCAUCGACGACCAGCGACGCGCAGCGAGCUUCCAGUGCCGCUUGCCUGCUCGCGAUCGGUCAUCGCUGCCA
Messenger RNA from Striga hermonthica, 433 nucleotides. NCBI's taxonomy places the organism in Eukaryota, Viridiplantae, Streptophyta, Magnoliopsida, Lamiales, Orobanchaceae. The record is from the annotation of a GenBank genome assembly.